CCGGAGGGGACGGGGAGGAGCCGAAGGGACAAGAUCUGCUGCGGGCCUCGGUUCAGGUGCUUUCCAGCAUGGCUUCGGCCUCCUCCGGACACGGAGCCAGUUUGUUGCGUUUUCUGCGGCUGGUGGGGCAGCUCAAGAGAGUCCCACGGACGGGCUGGGUAUACAGGAAUGUGGAAAAGCCAGAGAGUGUGUCAGAUCACAUGUACCGGAUGGCGGUUAUGGCUAUGGUGACCAGAGAUGACCACCUUAACAAGGAUCGAUGUAUACGCCUAGCCCUGGUUCACGAUAUGGCAGAAUGCAUCGUUGGGGACAUAGCACCAGCAGAUAACAUCCCCAAAGAAGAAAAGCAUAGGCGAGAAGAGGAGGCUAUGAAACAGAUCACCCAGCUGCUGCCAGAGGACCUCAGGAAGGAGCUCUAUGAACUCUGGGAAGAAUAUGAGACCCAAUCUAGUGCAGAGGCCAGAUUCGUGAAGCAGCUGGACCAGUGUGAAAUGAUCCUUCAGGCAUCAGAAUAUGAAGACAUGGAGAAUAAACCUGGGAGGCUUCAAGACUUCUAUGAUUCCACAGCAGGAAAAUUCAGUCACCCUGAGAUAGUCCAGCUUGUUUCUGAACUGGAGACAGAGAGAAAUGCCAACAUAGCCUCGGCCUCUGCGGAGCCGGGCUCCUGAGUGCACCUUGCGGCUCUGCUGCCCUACUUUCUUCUUUGCUUCAUGGGAACAUGUUUUUCUACUGUGGCUCUGAAGAUUUCCCAAGAUGAGAAUCUAUCUUCUGUUGUCUGGACUUGAGCAACAAGUGUUAUAGAACCCCAGUCCUAAAAGAAGCCUCUGAACUGGAAGUGGUCAGGAAGAUGCCAUGGGCGAAGGCUCAAGAGGAGAAUGCUUGUUUUGUGAAUUAAAUAAAUAUUUAACACU
Messenger RNA from Microtus ochrogaster (prairie vole), 911 nucleotides. RefSeq names its product HD domain containing 2 (gene Hddc2). Gene Ontology annotation, molecular function: 5'-deoxynucleotidase activity. NCBI's taxonomy places the organism in Eukaryota, Metazoa, Chordata, Mammalia, Rodentia, Cricetidae. Gene Ontology annotation, cellular component: cytoplasm. The record is from RefSeq and is a predicted model, not a curated record.